GCGGGCAGCGGCGGCGGCAAGAACAGCCUGGUGAAGCCGCCCUACUCCUACAUCGCUCUCAUCACCAUGGCCAUCCUGCAGAGCCCCAAGAAGCGGCUGACGCUGAGCGAGAUCUGCGAGUUCAUCAGCGGGCGCUUUCCCUACUACCGGGAGAAGUUCCCCGCGUGGCAGAACAGUAUCCGCCACAACCUCUCCCUCAACGACUGCUUCGUCAAGAUCCCCCGGGAGCCCGGCAAUCCUGGCAAGGGCAACUACUGGACGCUGGACCCCGAAUCCGCCGACAUGUUCGACAACGGGAGCUUCCUGCGCCGCCGAAAGCGCUUCAAGCGGCAGCAGCUCCCGGCGCCCGAGCUUCUGCUGCGCGCCGUGGACCCCGCCGCCUUCCUCCCGCAGCCUCCGCCGCAGCCCCCGCAGCAGCCGCCUUGUGCCUACGGACCCUACGGCUGCGGCUACGGUCUUCAGCUCCAGCCUUACCACCCCCACUCCGCCCUUUUCGCCUUCCACCACCCCUCUCCUCCGCCCCGCCAGCCCCCUGCCGCCCCCGGCAGCGCCCCCGGCGCGGCGCUGCCCCCCGCCGCCGCCGCGCCGCCGGGCCCCUUGCUGCCGGCGGCCGAGCUGGCACGGACGCCCUUCGGCUACGCGCACCCGCUGGGCCCGGCGCUGGCGGCCUCGCUGCACUCCGCCAAGCCCGGCAGCGGCGCGGCGCUGGCCCGCUCGCCCUUCUCCAUCGAGAGCAUCAUCGGGGGAAGCCCCGGCCCCGGAGCGGGCAGCAGCUGCGCCUCGCAGUCGACCGCUGCACCGGGGCUGGCCCGCUCGCUGGGGAGCGCCGGGAGCGGCCUGCCCCCCGCCGGCACCCUGCCUGCCACCCCCGGCUUCGCGGCACGGAUCUCUAACUGUUAAGUGUUUGGGAGUCUUUCCGAAGGUAGGAUCUGGGGUAUCUCCUUUCUCCGCCGCUCGGACGCCCGGCGGACGCUGCCCGCAGGGGCUGCCUGUCUUUGCGUGGGGAUAAUUGUGACGGGGCUCGGGGACCGUACGCCGCGAGCGACGGACCUCCCGUGACCUUCACUAGUGCAAAGCCAGGUGUAGAUUUAGAUAUUGCACGAGCAGGCGGUCACUACAUCGGAAAGUUACUCGCUACUCCUUAAAAAGAAACAAACAUGGUGAUAAAUAAUGUCUCUAAACCGUUAAAGUUCAGAGAUUCUCAGGUCUAGGAGCUUGAAAACAUUAAUGUGCAGGAGAAAAAAAAAAAGGCUGGAGGGAGGACAGCAGAGCAAUACUUUUUCAUUUAGUACACUUGUCUCAUGUACUUUUAUAAAAGAAAAGAUUAACGUGUUUACACAGAAGAAAGUCAAGAUUAUCAUUUCUUAUUUUAACCUGUGUUUUGUAUUAUAAUAGACUUACGGAGUUUUUUAUUUUGUACUUUAUGCGUAUUCUUUACAAGGAAUAUUGUUAAAAUUACUGGCAAGUAUUAUUGUACCAUUUUAAUGUAAAAUUUUUACACAUUUUCAGAAAUAAAAUUUUUAAUUUUCAAAAAAAAAACAAAAACAAAAACAACAAAAAAAAUCAAAACCAAACCCAAAGACCAAAGGAGCUCAGCCAACAAUUGGCUUUGGAUCCUUCCCUCCUUAGCACUUCUCCUUUCUUUGGGACACUGAUAUUUUUUUCUUUGGGAUUAAUAGCAGAAUAGUCAAGAAAUAUUCUAUAGGUGGAAAAUUAUUAUGCACAGAUUUGACCGCAAAGAAGAAAAUAAAAAUACGAUCUUUGCAGUCAAUACAUUGUUAACCCUAACAGAUAAAGAAAGACAAAAAAAAACCCCAAACAUGCCAAACAAUCAAAAAACAAACCUCUCCCCCCCCCCCCCAGAACACCAAGAAAAAAAACCACCAACAAAACAAAACAAAAACACUCUUCAAAAAACAGCAGGAACGAAAGAGGGGAUAAAUAGAAAUAGGUCUCUCUGGAGGGAGUAAAGCCCAGUUCUGUAAGGCACCAAUCAGGGGAUUGAUUAAAAAGCCGGUUUAAAACUAUUUUUAUACUUUUGGGUGUGUUUUAAAUCACAACUGCAUCAAUUUGGUUUCCAAGAGGCCCAAAGGAAAAUUCUACUAAUAAAGGGCAUGCAUUGAACUUAAGAGAGAUUUGUUCUAGACACUUAUGGUUCUUUGACGAUAAUAGUGGCAUGUGUUUCUACUUUUCAAUACAUAAAAUAUAAAAUGCGCUUUGUAAUAUCCUCGUGUGAGGAGUUGAUGAAGUGUAUAAGCUGUCGAAGUAAGGAUAUUUAAGUGUAGAAAACAAACCAUGAGUGCCGCUUUUCUGAUUCCAAACGUCGUUUUUAACAGCACAAGGUCGAUUGAUAUCUAUCUGAUAGACUUACAAAAAUUUUAACCAAAAAUCUGGCCUCAAAUAUUCAGAGCAUAGACAUGGAAAAGAGAUUCGCACGUUUUAAGAGUAGGCAUGUGAAUGCUUGCUGUGCUAAGAACACACGUUUUUCAAACCAGGGAGGCUUUUCAACUACGACUGUAUUUAUAACAAUUUAGGAGACUCGGGGAUCAAUUAUGUACAUUUUCAUAAUAAAAAGAAAUUUUAAAAGGGAGGGAUGUUUUUUAGUGCUCUUUGGAGUGAGGAGGGGUUUUACAUAUAAAAGUACUUUGUCACCUUGGUUUUAAAUAUUCUCGUAGAUAGAAAAGUGGUGCUUCUCCGUUUUGUUUGUAGCAAUGCUGUGUUAAAAUAGUGUAUUUCAAAAGCAGAACGACUGGACAUAAGGUCUCUGCUGGUCUCCAUUUGCAGUCUGGAGCUGGGAGGCCUCUUUGGGUGUCCCUGGUUCCUUAGCAGAAAAAGAAGUAAAGUCCUUUCUAAUUUCUAAAACGGGAAAAUACCCUAGAGGCACCGUGUACAUAUCCUCCGGGGAGAGCACGUCUUUUUCACGAGAGACCGAUUAAUUCACUAACCCCGGGACUGGCCGGGGGAUGCGCCGGGCCGACGGGCCGGUGCAGCGCGGAGUACCGAGCUAAGCAGAGGUCCACCUCGAAAAGGCAGAUAAAAUCAAGCAGAAAAAAGUUUUGCAGGGGAGAAGGCAGCUGUGGCCGUGCGGCGGUGAGAGGCUCCCUGAGGAGGGAUGCUGCUGGCCCUCAGUCUAUCUGCUCGAUUCCUUGCGAUCUCCACGAACAGUUAGUUACAUGUGAAGGGUAGAUUCCGGCGACCCACCCUGUGUUUGUUUCUCUUGGCUUCUCCGCAGUAGACCCUGGGGACCCCGGCGACCUCCCUCAGGCAGAGCCCAGCCUGGCCCAUGCCGGUGGACGGUGGGGUCCGAGUGUGCCCACCGCCCGUCCUUCAGGUCUCCUCGGAGGUAUAUGGCAAGCAAACUGCUUGGCCACUUGCUCCUUUCGCGCUUUUGCCGGUUGCCUUCAUCUCGUGCGGACCAGAUCUUCCCUUGGGAAUUGGUAGGGAAGCUGACAGGAGCAAAUUGCAGUAGGUGGUAUAGAUUUCUUUUUUUUUUUUUCUGUAAAAAAAGGGGGGCGAGGGGGAGGUCCGGGGUGCUGGUGAAGGACCCUUUUGCCUGCUCUCCCGGAGUUGGCGGGGAAGCCACCUAGCCUCGGGUGGACCCUCCCCAGGGUCCCUGUUUCCCCCUCUGCUGUCCCGGAGCAGGUGCCGCCAGAAAAGCGCCGGCCCCACAGCCCUUUGAUGAGCUCUCAGCGCCGUCGGUCCGCAGCGCCCCUUUCUCAUGCUAAUGGCCCGCCGUGCUCUCUGCGGCUUUCAAGACUAACAGAGAGGCUGACAGUGUCGUCCUCGCAAGGACAGAGCCCGGACGAUCAAUUCCUCCAAAACAGUCUGGGCCCUAAUAAACAAUCUGGUGGGACAUGCAGUAUAGCAUCGCCUCUUUCUCCUCCCCAAGUGUGGAUUCAUUAACCCGUCUCCUUGCUCAUCAUAUCCCCGUAGGGCUAAGAGACGAAUUACUGGAUCUGAAUUGGAAGGGAAUUGCUCUAUGAGGGGGCUAAUGUUUCAAUCAGUUCAUCCUGAAGGACCACACAAAAAGAAACUUUUUAGUUUAUGGUGCUAUUAUGCGGAGUUUUAAUCUAGGGAUAGAUUUAACCAAAUGUUAUCUAUUGGGAAUUUAAUGAAGCCCUUAUGUAUUCAAACGUCUUUUAUGCCACACACAGUGUCUCUAUCCAGAAACGUUUCCUUCCACGUAGUUCUUUGUUUCUGAUGGGUGAUUUAUAUAUUUUUAAUUAGGUUUUUAAAAAAAUUAUUUCUUUUCAAGCAUCUUGUAUAACGUUUCUUUUAAGCAGGACUGUGUUAGGUCCCUUCCCACAUCCCCUAUAAAAGAGGUUUCCUCUUCCCUCCAUGGUUUUGAAGAUGAUUAGUUUGCACGUCCUCACACUGCUCCUUUCCCACUGGAGCGCUCCCACUGCCUUGUGCAGACGCCUUGGUCAUUGUGCCUGCUCUUUCGACACCUCCAUGGGCUGCGAUGGACAGGGUAGCCCGGGGGUCCGGCAGAGCCCCGUGACUCCCGUGCACAGCUCCUCGGCCUCGAAGCUGCCCUCAACACAAACCUUCCCCAUCCGCACCUCCUUCGGACCACACCUUCGGUCUGGUUUGUAUUUUAGGUGCCGUGAGAAGCACUCCUGGGGUCACCGGGGAGCACAGCCCCUGUUUGCAGGCUGGUUUCAAAUACUCAGGCCCCAUCACCAAGUCUGGAAAAUGAAAGAGGGGGGCGAGGCCCUCACCUGCUCUCAGCUGCUCCCUUUCUUGCAGCGCUGGUGGCGCGGGCAGAGCACACGAUCACCCCCGUCGAGAUUGAGGCCUGUUUGGGGGAUCUGUGGGAAAGUGGAUCUGGUUUUACUGUCCCUUGGCACAGACUGGAGACUCUACGCCUUAUGUAAUACUUUCCCUCAGUACUUACAGUAAGUACUGCAGUAGUUCUGAUAAUAUUGUAUUUGACAGAAACAAAGGAAAUUAUGAUCGUGGCCAAACCGUCUCUGCUCUGCAACUUGAUAACCAAUGCAGAUCCAUUUUGCAGCUUGUUCACUGUGUCUCCCCCACCUGCAGUGGUAUUUCCCCUGCUUCCCUCGGCGAUGGGCUGCACGCACCAUCAGAACCCAAGCAGCGGCGGGGACCGGCUGCCCCGUGCCCACAGCUGGGUGCAUCCCGAUCAGGUAGGUGUCUGCCAUUCCUCACCCUCAACCUCCAGUAACCUGCUGCAGGUGACUGCAGGGCCUCUCCACCCUUCUCCAAGCCCUUUCUCCUCUGCAACCCUCACCAUGAGAGUCACGUCGGGCAGCGGCCGUUGAGGUCUCUGUUCUCUGCCCCUUCCUGCGCUGCAAAGCACGACUCAGAUGUAGAGGAGACACGCAGAAGUGUGUGUACGUGUGUGCAGGAGAGUGGCACUUCAGAAGGUAACAAGCUGCUGCCGGAUCCACGCUGCGGCAACAACUGCGCUCAGUGCCUCAUUGCACAGAUGGUGCCCGCCGAUUUUGGGGAAAGACGGAAAAUUUAACACGAGUACCAAGUCGGUAAGAAUCUUGCUCUUGUUUUUAACUUGCGGAAGAACUCUAUUCCCCGCCGCCAGUCUCCGCCUGGAGGUGUACUGCGGGAAGCCGGCCUUGGAAACACGCCGGCCCCUUCCCAGAUGCCUGUCUCGGCUCACCGCUCAGUUACCAGCACGACUGAAAACAACAAGGGCAAAGGCUGCGGGAUUGGGAAGGCACGCACGGGGAGCCCCUCGGCCAAGCGCGCGACCAGCCCGGCUGAUGCAGUGCGGGUGGCACCGGGGGCUGUGCGCGGCCGCGCAGCGGGGCAGAGCCUCCGCGGCUUCGGAGGUGCUCCGCCGAGCCCGAUCGUAGGAGCGGGAAGGCACCGCAGGAAGCCCACGGAAGAUGCAUAGCAUACGAAGAUGUGCCCUUAGUGCAGCUCCCCUGCUCCGCCAACUAUCUCAGUGAGAGACACAGAGGCACCCGCUGCGCUCUGAGCCACAGAGAGACCUAUCGGCUAGGCACCGUAAUGCCCAAAAUGAACAAAAACAUAUGGACUGCACUGGACGAAAGGCGCUUUUCUUUUAUUUUUUUUUUGUUUUGUUUUGUUUUGUUUUUUUGUUUUUUUGAUUUUAAGAGCGAUGUCUCAUCAAUUUCAGAAAUUCUACCGCUCAGCUGAAUUCAGAAGGAAAUUUGUGGUUGCGGGUUUUUUAUUUUUCUAAUCAAAAUAAUUAAACUUGCCCUUCCUCCAA
Messenger RNA from Parus major (Great Tit), 6217 nucleotides. RefSeq names its product forkhead box D1 (gene FOXD1). Gene Ontology annotation, biological process: regulation of transcription by RNA polymerase II; anatomical structure morphogenesis; cell differentiation. The record is from RefSeq and is a predicted model, not a curated record. The annotation marks the transcript as partial. Gene Ontology annotation, molecular function: RNA polymerase II cis-regulatory region sequence-specific DNA binding; DNA-binding transcription factor activity, RNA polymerase II-specific. The transcript has a single exon. Lineage: Eukaryota; Metazoa; Chordata; Aves; Passeriformes; Paridae.